This is a messenger RNA of Zootoca vivipara (common lizard), 5673 nucleotides long. Lineage: Eukaryota; Metazoa; Chordata; Lepidosauria; Squamata; Lacertidae. The record is from RefSeq and is a predicted model, not a curated record.
UGUUUAGUUGUUAUGCCUGGGAGGUAUUUCAGACUUCUAAGGAGCAGGGGACCAUCAUGAUGAACUCCUGCACUUUAAAAUUUGGUUGUAACUGUUCCUAGAGGCGAGGCAAGAAACCUUCAGCUCGAGGUGAGUUCUUGUAUUUCUAGGUCAAUAGUGUCGAACAUCUGCCCUUUGGGCCAACCUGGGCCUACCAGGCUUCCCCAUUUGGUCUGUCAGGCCAUUUGGGGCAAGCCAGAAGCACCCACACUACACCUGAUGUCAUACAGGUAAGGAAAGAGCUUGACUAGAAGGGCACAGCUUGGGGACCUAGCACUAAGCAUAUUUGUUCUCCCUGGCGGACUUUAGGCUUUCCAAUUUCAAUGCCAAAAUUCAGUGCCCCCUGCCUCUCACCUUCUGUUCCAAGUCAUAGUUGUGUCCCCCUUCCAGCUCGGUGCUCAUUGUGGGUAAACUGGUUGCAUUCCCUUAUAUUCACCUCUGGGAGACAGAUGCUGCUGAGGUCAUGGGCAGCAACACAAAGUAGGAGUUAAGAGACAGGGGGAAAUGGGAGUAAGCAAAACAGGGUGAUGUUACAAGGCGUAGGAGCAUGUAAGCGAUUUAAAAAUACUUUUUGCAUCACCAUCGAUUAGUUGAUUUUAGUUCCAGAAAAACAACGUAUCACCUAGUCACAGUAGAAAUGUCAUGCGGUUCCUACCCCAAAAAUGAAGGAACGAGCAAACCACAAGGCAAAGUUUGAGAUGGUUAAGCCCUCUGUCCUUCAACCACAUUCGAGCUUGAAAAAUGUAACUAUAGCUCCUCCAAAUGGCAGAAAAGUAGUUGCAAUGCACUCUCUUCGUUUCUACAGGGCUGACUACUAAAGAAAUCCUCAGCCAACUUUUGCCCAGUGAUAUACUGUACACAUUUACUAACAUACUUUGUCAGAGAAUGGGGUGGGUGGAGACAAAACUUUUCACAAGAUAACCAUUUCAUGUUGAUUUUUUUCUGAGCUUCAUUACAGCAACUGGGCAUCCAACAGUUUCUUCACGUUUUGUUAAGAUACUUUUCGGGCUGUACAAAAUUUGGGUCAACAUCCAAGGGUGAUUUCAUAUGGCCAUCUUUUUUGGGCGACUUUAAUAAAAAUGAAACUACUAUAUACUAACAAUGAUGAAGAUGCUUUCAUUCAGCCUCUUUCAUUUUGGAUACGGUACGACACUUUUUCCAACAGAGGCUGCUCAUUUGUUAAACUGCAAGUGAUCAGUGUAGAAUCUACUGAGUGAUGCAAUGGGUUUCCAAGGUUUACAUUAGACUACCUGUAAUUCCUCUCUCUCUUCAUGAUUGUAAUGAUAUGUACAAAAUAUACGUACCGUACAAUGUGGGAUUCAAAAUGUGCUGAAACAGUGCUGGGGCACCAAGCAAACUAUAAUGGAAAGAAUGGCAUUUUGGCAAUAGGCUCACUGCUUAUAAUCACUCCUAUACAACUGUUUCUGCACAGAUACCCAAUGUUGUUAUUAUUGAGUUGCAUAAUUGCACAUCUGUAGAUUGAUGAAGUCCCAGCAGUUAUUGAUCUUUAAUAAGCAGGUGCUUAGCCCAAACAUGAAAACAUCUGCAUGAACAAAAUCUUUUGUUUUCUGUAUUUUGAUUUCUCCCCUCCUGUGUUGAAAGUUCAGUAUAUUCUCCUAUGUACGGAAACCAGCAUUUUAUUAUUACUGUGCAUGCAGUUUGGAUGUGUAAAUAUAAAUGAACAUAUCUUCUACAAUUGCAGAGAACAAGAUGUCCAUUACUAUGAGCACAUCAGACUACGGAGAUGUAACAACCACAGAAUACAUUUAUGACGAAACAGCAGAACCAUGCCCAAGUGACAAUGUUAAUGAAUUUGCUUCCCAGUUCCUGCCACCGCUUUACUCUUUGGUGCUCAUAUUUGGCUUGCUGGGCAACUCACUGGUGGUGCUGAUCCUCAUCAGAUAUAAGAAACUCAAGAACAUGACCGAUAUCUACCUGCUCAAUUUAGCCCUCUCGGACCUGCUUUUCAUCUUCACACUCCCAUUUUGGGCUUAUUACGCAGCCCACGAGUGGAUAUUUGGAGAUGCAAUGUGCAAAAUUCUCUCUGGGAUCUAUUAUGUAGGCUUCUACAGCGGAAGUUUUUUCAUAAUCCUUUUGACGAUCGAUCGAUAUCUAGCCAUCGUCCAUGCGGUGUUUGCAUUAAAAGCCCGGACAGUUACCUAUGGCAUCCUCACAAGCGUUGUCAUGUGGGGCGUGGCAUUCCUAGCCUCUGUGCCGGUAUUGGUCUUCAACAGAUUACAAAAGGAAAACGAUCGUUCAGUGUGCACGCCUCAUUUUUCUUAUGAAACUCAGAUCGGCUGGAACCAGUUCUUUACACUGAAAAUGAACCUUAUAGGCCUGAUAUUUCCAAUGAUCGUCAUGACCUUCUGUUAUGCACAGAUCAUAAAAACUCUAAUGAAAUGCAGGAAUGACAAGAAGAGCAAAGCGGUCCGGCUGAUUUUUAUCAUCAUGAUAGUUUAUUUCAUUUUUUGGGCCCCGUACAACAUUGUUCUUCUGCUACGGACAUUCCAAGAUGCAUUUGAUCUCAGUAAUUGUGCCUCUAUUAGUAAUUUGGCUAUAGCAGCACAAGCGACAGAAACAAUUGCAAUGGCUCACUGCUGCAUCAAUCCUGUGAUCUAUGCUUUUGCUGGCGAGAAGUUCAGAAAAUAUGUUUGCUGCCUUUUCCGAAAGCAUGUGGCUCUCCACCUUCCAAAAACAUGCCUCUCUCUGUAUACAGAGCCUCUGGAACGUGCCAGUUCCACAUACUCCCAGUCUACUGGGGAGCAUGACAUGUCAGCGGUAUUGUAGUGGCUUUCCAGAGAGAAUAAGUAAAACUUACUAGAUCCAUUGAGUAUCACAGUCUAAACUCAGUCUAAAAGGACUGAGUUACUUCUGACAAAAGCUGCUUUUAUGGCAAGAGAGAAGAUCUGGCUUGGAUGUAUACUGAAAUUGCUUGGCUUAUGUCAGCUCACAAGCUACGUGAUAAACAAAUGUUACAUGCAAGGCCAAUGGAGAUGUUAUGAACAUCACCAGGGGUUUAAUAUCAAGCACAUCUUAUACGCUGCUCUCUGUUGCAUUUGAAAUGCAUGUGUGUCUUUUCUAAGGUGGGCAAAUGUAUGCCAAAUUCUUAUACGAAUGUGUGUGCAAAUUGGCAUGCUAUAGUUCCUUGCAGAAUUGAGCCUAUUGCUCUGUCCUUAAGGACACUGAACACCCUGCUCCCACACCCAGUUUGUUUUCUGCAAGGCCAUGCAUUAACAGACAAAAACCAUGUCUUCAUUUCACCACCUGCAGCUAGAAUGUUGGAAGGGAGCAAUGGAAGGGAGCAAUGGCUAUCCACUUUCCUGUCCCUGACAGAUCAAACUAUGCAUCCAAAUUAUGUUGCAUCUGAAGCAAAGGGAAGGUAGGUGCACUGGGAAAACUGGUUGCAGAGUAAAUAGCAGAGCAAUUUCCUUCCCAGUUCCAACCAUGGCAAAAUGAGCCAUUGGCAUGCAAACAACCUACCCAACUCUUUCCAAGGAAAUUAUACUGAGUGCAAGAUCAUUGCACUUAACGUCUGGCCUAAUGUUGGUUCGAGGCCUUGUACAGUGGAACCUCAGUUUAUGAACACCUCGGUUUACAAAUUUUCAGUUUACGAAUGCCGCGGACCUAUCUGAAACGGAUUAAUUCACUUUCCAUUACUUUCAAUGGGAAAGUUUGCUUCAGUUUAUGAACGCUUCAGUUUAUGAACAGACUUCCGGAACCAAUUACACCCAUGCUUCGGGUUAAGUACGCUUCAGGUUGAGUACUCCGCGGACCCGUCUGGAACAGAUUAAUCCACUUUCCAUUACUUUCAAUGGGAAAGUUCGCUUCUGGUUAAGUAUGCUUCAGGUUAAGUACGGACUUCCGGAACCAAUUACACUUAUACUUCGGCUUAAGUACGCUUCAGGUUGAGUACUCCGCGGACCCGUCUGGAACGGAUUAAUCCACUUUCCAUUACUUUCAAUGGGAAAGUUCGCUUCAGUUUAUGAAUGCUUCAGUUUAAGUACUCUGCGGACCGUCUAGAACAGAUUAAUCCACUUUCCAUUACUUUCAAUGGGAAAGUUCGCUUCAGUUUAUGAACACUUCAGUUUAUGAACAGACUUCUGGAACCAAUUGUGUUCAUAAACUGAGGUACCACUGUACUAUUAUGAUGCCACAAGCCUGAUUGGCAGUAGUUUUCCUUGACAGGUUCUGUGAAGAGAGAGAGAUGGACUAUCAUUUUGGGAAUGUACAGCUGUACCUUGGUUUUUGAACAGCUUAGUUCUUGAACAUUUUGGCUCCCAAACGCCGCAAACCCGGAAGUGAGUGUUCCGUUUUACGAACUGUUUUUGGAAGCCGAACUUCCGAUGGGGCUUCCGCGUCUUCCGAUGGGCUGCAGGAGCUUCCUGCAGCUGAUCAGAAGCCAUGCUUUGGUUUUCAAACAUUUUGGAAGUCGAACAGACUUCUGGAACGGAUUCCGUUUGACUCCCAAAGUACGACUGUAUUAGGCUGGGUCUGAUCCACUCUGAUUGAUCUGGGUUAUAGCAUAAUGACAGGCUGGAGUUCCUAGUCAACUGAGAGUCAACUGUCAGGGAAAGGAAGUUACGAUUUUUGCGGAGAAGUGAGUGGAUGAGAGAGGUUUGAUGGGAAAGGCCAGAGAAAAAGGCUAAUGAGAAUAGCUAAAGUCUGGAUACAAAUGUCAGCAUGUUAUUAAUACCUGUCUUAUGAAGAUCAGGAGAAAGGAGUCAGCGGUGAAGGUGAUCAGAAAAGCUGCCCUGUGCAAAGGUCUUGCCAGCGGAAGGUUACACAAAUGGUUUUUUUAAGUUGGCCUAUUUGUCCAAGCAGCCAGAACUACAACCAGAGGAGCUUUGGGGUACAGAGGCAGUCUAUCCCCCAAAAGAGGCUGGAUUGAGCUGUCAGAGUAUUUGACUGGGGUAGAAGUUCAGGGAAUUCGGCCUGAGAUAAAAGCCACUUAGAGGCUGGUGUCAGCAACAGGACUUUAAAGUCUUCAGAAACCGUAAUAAAGCACCUUUAAGACCCCAUUGCAAAUAUCAGUAUUCCCUUAUGUACAUACAGUAGUACCUUUUAUUAAACCAACAAGCUUAAAGUUCAACCUAUGUCUCAUGUUGGCAUCCAUCUCCUGCCUAAACUUUUUAUAUCAGCUACCAAGCUUUGAAAUUGGUGGCAGCGUAAUAUUAAAGAACAGAUAUACAAAUGCGGGUUUUGGUAAGUGAGAAAGAGGGAACUGGUAUCCCUGACACAAGCCAAUAAGGUGAGCAUAAUAAAUGGAGAACAUAGCGCUGUUUAUUAAGCUGAACUCCUUAAUCAGCUGCGAAAAGUCGGAUAAAUGUUCAAGUAAAUGUGCUCAGGAUUGACUUGUUAUAAAUCCAACAAUAAAAGCUUGUUUUGUACUACAAUUUACAUGCAUAGUCAUUAAAUUUUGCUUCCUCAUGUUUUGGAGUUCUGAAAAUUAUAGGUUUUCCUGUAGUUUAAUGGGACGAUGGCAAAUAAACUGGACAAUAGGAGAUUUUACUCCUUUAUGCGACGGAAGCUCAUAUCAUUAUAUGGUAUACAUAAAAUCUGCCUCCAACUCCUAUGGGGAAAAUAAUUAAGCACAGUUGCUGUGACCCCCCCCCCCCUUCCAUAUUUCCCAUUCAC